AUGCAGAACUCUUCAACUGCUACAGCUGCUCAUCCAGGACACCUGGCGCAGCCUUGGAGUAAUCCUCACAUGUAUUCGAAUACCGGUUCCCAUCAGCGUGAUCCAACAAAUCCCCGGUCGUACGCGACCGGGGCUGGAGGCGCGACCUCCGAUGACCAGUACGCGGCGUACCAGCAGGCCGCUGGCUUUGCCAACGUCGGUACUGGCUACAACUACGGUGGUAACAUGAGCAACCUGUACAACACGACUUCCCCGUCAAUGCCAUCCGGCUCGCGACGAACAUCCAACCCCAAGUCGCCCUAUCAGCAAACAUCCAGCGUACUGAGCGGUGGUCACUCUAGCCAGGGUGUUGGCUCUGGUCAGAGUCAGCAGUACGGCAGCGGUGGCUACUAUGGCUCCUACUACGACCAGCAGCACAGUGGCCACCACCAGGGUAGCGCCGGCAGCCAGUGGCAGCAGCACUACAGCCAGCCAUCCAGCGGCUUCGCUCAGGCCCCCGUCCAGGGUCGUCAGAGCUCGUCUGGCUCGAUGACUGCUGGUGCCGCCGCCACGAGCGGAUCUGGUGGCAACAACGACCAGUCCCAGCAGUCGUCGCGAACCGGCGCUGGCUCGGCCUUCGACUACUCUGCUGCUGGCCAGCAGGGCUACCCCAACUGGGACCAGUCGCGCCAGGGCUCGAACCAGUGGCAGCAGCAGCAGCAGCCGUCUCAGCAGACGAGCGGCAGCGGCUCUGGCGCUGGCCAGUCUGCCCGCACGCAGGGCAGCAACAGCUCCAACCAGCAGCAGUCUGUCGUGAGCCCGUGGCAGGGUUACGGUAACCACCACCCCUUCCCUCCUCCGCCCCAGCCCGUUCCCCAGAUGGGUGGCCAGCUUCCUCCUGGCCAGUAUGGCGCUUGGAACCAGUGGAACGGUGCUCCUGGCUACUACCCGCCUGGUCCUCACCAGGGCCAGCAGCAGCAGCAGCAACAACAGCAACAGCAGCAGCAGCAGCCCGCUCAGCCGCAGCAGCAGCAAGCCCCUGCCGCCACGCAGGCCAACGCCAACGCUGCACCCGCUGCCUCUAAGUCCAAGAAGAAGGACGCAGCUGCGGCCGCCGCCGCUGCCGCGCCUCCUGCCACCGCCGAGCCCACCGAGCAGGUCCUGGGCAAGCGGCCAUCCGAGUCGUCUGCCGACGAGGGUGAGGGCAAGACCGAGCCCAAGUCCAAGUCGUCGAAGAAGAACAAGAAGGAGGAGGAGAAGCCUGCCCCCAAGGCUCCCACCAAGUCCCACCUUCGCCCCCCUCGUCAGGCACCUUCUGCCUGGCAACUCUUCUUCACCGACGAGCUCAACAAGGCCAAGGCUGCCGCUGCUGCCGAGGCUGGUACUACCCCCGGUGGCACUCCGAUCCACCCCAAGCUCAACGUUGCCCAGAUCGCCAAGGACGCCGGUAUCGCCUACGCCAACCUCACCGACGAGCGAAGACGGUAUUACGCCGGCAAGGUCGCUGAGGGCAAGGAGCAGUACAAGAAGGACCUUGCUGCCUGGCAGGCUACCCUCACUCCCGAGGACAUCAAGACGGAGAACGCUUUCCGUACGCAGCAGCGUAAGGAAGGCAAGUCUCGCAAGGGUAACAUCAAGGACCCCAACGCUCCCAAGAAGCCUCUGUCUGCCUACUUCCUCUUCCUCAAGGGCAUUCGUGAGAACGAUGACCUGAAGAGGCAGGUCUGGGGUGCCGAGAGCGAGACGACCCGCCAGAGCGUCCUCGCUGCCGAGCGAUGGCGCGGCCUCUCGGACGACGAGAAGCGCCCCUACCUCCAGCAAGCUGAGAAGGACAAGCAGGAGUACGAGCACCUCCGCAAGAUUUACGAGGAGGAUGCAGCUCUCCGUGCCAAAGGCGAAGCGCCAACCGAUCGGCCGCAAUUUGCAGAAAUACAAUCGGCAGUAGUCGAACCCCCCAAGUCCCUCCUGGAUGCCCCCUCUAAGAAGUCGGAUGGCCCAAAAGGUGACAAGGCGGACGGUCGUAAUGCGGCGCCGUCCGCUGCGGACCCUGCAGCCGCAGUCGGUACCAUCAACCCCGCGAACACUACCUUUACGGUGGCGCACGCGGGCACUCCCGACCCCGAGCCCACGGCUCCUGGCUUUGACGCCCCCCUCGAGAUCGAAGACUUUCAUGGCUUUGACGACAUGGACCUGACCGGUAUCGAGGGCAUGACUGGCCACGGUGCGCCCAACGAGGGCCAGUGGGACGAUCUCGCCUAUGUUGGUGGAGACGACGACAAGAACAAGGGCAUCCCCGGCAAAGCUCAUUGA
Trichosporon asahii var. asahii CBS 2479 is the source of this 2289-nucleotide messenger RNA. Its product is annotated as protein HMG1. The coding region runs from base 1 to 2289 and encodes 762 amino acids. The transcript has 5 exons. The record is from RefSeq and is a predicted model, not a curated record. NCBI's taxonomy places the organism in Eukaryota, Fungi, Basidiomycota, Tremellomycetes, Trichosporonales, Trichosporonaceae.